Messenger RNA from Saccharomyces eubayanus, 2349 nucleotides. RefSeq names its product ubiquitin-specific protease UBP14 (gene UBP14). Gene Ontology annotation, molecular function: zinc ion binding; cysteine-type deubiquitinase activity; protein binding. The transcript has a single exon. NCBI's taxonomy places the organism in Eukaryota, Fungi, Ascomycota, Saccharomycetes, Saccharomycetales, Saccharomycetaceae. The coding region runs from base 1 to 2349 and encodes 782 amino acids. Gene Ontology annotation, biological process: protein deubiquitination. The record is from RefSeq and is a predicted model, not a curated record.
AUGGCAGAAGCGCUACUAGAAAGCAUUACUGUUCCUGCAGUUGUUUCAAAAGAUGAAUGCAUUUACUGCUACGAAUCCCCUUAUAAUGAGCCAUUAGCCCCUAACGCAUCGCCUAAACAUUCCCUGAAUAUAUGUCUGAGCUGUUUCCAAGCCACCUGUGGUAGACACCUCCCGCUACAUGCCCAAGUUACAAAGCAUGCUUGCGAUUCUGUUCAUUCUAAUUACUUAACCAUUGUUAAAGUGGAAAAACCCAAACAGGAAAAUGUAGAAGAAGGCAAUAUUAAUAAAAAAAUGAAACUACRAGUCAUUGAGAAAUCAGAAGAUGAGACUCAUGACACUUUUUGGAGCUUGCAAAGUUUUUGUAGCGAGAAUUCAGCUACAAAUGUACUUUUAGAAUCAACAAAUACGAAUGUAUCUUCCGCAGCCUUGGAAAAGAUUAACCAGAUACUGAGAGCAAAGUCACAAGAUUUCGAAGAUAAGAAAAAUUCUUGGGAAUUAGAAAUUAGAACAUGCCCUCAUACAGAAAAUUUUCAAGUUCCUACUAAGCCUGACCGCGCUGUGAAUUUGAACCUAUGCUCUUCAUGUGAUCUCACUCAGAAUCUUUGGUUAUGUCUACACUGUGGUAACAUUGGGUGUGGUAGAGAGCAAAUCGGUAUUGAAGGCCAUUCGCAUGCUUUGGACCAUUACCGUAACAAUAAUAAUCAUCCCUUGGCCAUUAAGCUAGGCUCAUUGAGCUCUUCGACUUGUGAUUUGUAUUGUUACGCCUGUGAUGAUGAGACUAGAUUCCCAGACAAUGUCAACCUAGGUACUGCACUGAAAAUAUACGGGAUCAAUAUUCAAGAAAAGAUAGCAGAUGAGAAGACCCUAGUUCAACUACAAAUAGAACAGAACGAAAAUUGGCAAUUUAGAAUGGUUGAUUCCAGUGGUAAAGAACUCAAAAAGCUUCCCUCAAGUAAUGAGUACGGUUGUGGGCUGAUCAAUUUAGGUAAUUCAUGUUACUUGAAUUCAGUCAUGCAAAGUCUACUGAAUGGUGGCGUUCCAAGCUGGUCUUUAGAUUUUUUAGGAAACGAAUUCCCAUUGGAUGUUGUGUAUCCUGGUAAUAAUUUGAAAUGCCAAUGGAUUAAGCUUCUAAAUGCUAUGAAACUUGAACCAGAACUUUACGCAAACGGCAUUAAACCUUCUGCUUUCAAAAAAUGCAUCGGUCAAAACCAUGAAGAAUUCAGCUCCAAUAGACAACAAGAUGCAAUGGAGUUUUUGACUUUCCUUUUGGAUUCCUUGGACAGAAAGUUUUUCUCGGAUAAUUCAGCAGGAGCCUCAAAUCCAAACGAUUUGAUGAGGUUUAUGAUGGAGGAUAGAUUACAAUGUAAUAAGUGUGGUAAAGUCAAAUACUCUUAUGAACCAGCAGAGGCUAUACAGCUUCCCUUGAAGGAAAACGAUGAACCUCAAGAUGUUCUAGAGAGAAUAAAGGCAUAUUUUGAUGGCCAAACAAUCGAAUUCAAAUGCGCCAAUUGCAAGGAAUCAGUCACGGCAAACAAAAAGCCUGGUUUCAAAUCUCUUCCACAUACACUUGUUUUGAAUCCGAUAAGGAUUAAGUUGCAAAACUGGAUUCCCGUCAAAACGAGUAAUGAACUUUCGCUACCAGGCUUAACUGACAAGGAAGAUGUGCUUGAUGUUUCUUCGUACUUAUCCCAAGGAUUUAACUCACAAACAGAAACCUUAUUGCCAGAUGAUGACGAAAGCGAUACAAAAUUUACCCCAAAUAAAUGUGGCAUCUCUCAAUUAAUUGAAAUGGGGUUCACUGAAAAUUCUAGUGCACGUGCUCUAUUCAACACGGGAAAUCAGGACGCUGAGACGGCUAUGAAUUGGUUAUUCCAACAUAUGGACGAUCCCGACUUAAAUGAUCCAUUCAUUGCCCCUCCUCUAAACUCUAAGAAAGACAAGACAGACGUUGAUGAUGAUUCGUUAGCUUCAAUGCUUUCUAUGGGACUAAGUCCAAAGCUAUGUCGUAAAUCUCUGAUAAUCAAUAAUGGCGAUGUCAACCGUAGUGUAGAGUGGGUUUUUAAUAAUAUGGAUGAUAAUGGAGAGUUGCCUGGUUCUGAAGGGCAAUCUGAGCAACAACAGCAGCAACAAAAGGAUCUCGGAUAUUCGACUACUAGUCCUUACGCUUUAACUGCAGUUAUCUGCCACAAGGGGAAUUCUGUACACUCCGGUCAUUAUGUUGUCUUUAUCCGUAAAAUGGUAGAAGGUGAGUGGAAAUGGGUCCUUUACAACGAUGAGAAAUUGGUUGUCGCUGAAAGUAUCGAAGAUAUGAAAAAAAAUGGUUACAUAUAUUUCUAUACAAGAUGCUAA